This is a messenger RNA of Encephalitozoon intestinalis ATCC 50506, 423 nucleotides long. RefSeq names its product Dim1-like protein. Bases 1 to 423 code for a protein of 140 amino acids. The transcript has a single exon. Lineage: Eukaryota; Fungi; Microsporidia; Unikaryonidae. Gene Ontology annotation, biological process: mRNA splicing, via spliceosome. Gene Ontology annotation, cellular component: U4/U6 x U5 tri-snRNP complex; spliceosomal complex; U5 snRNP. The record is from RefSeq and is a predicted model, not a curated record.
AUGGUAAGUGUAUUAACCUCAGUAGAUGAUGUGAACAAAGUAGUCGGAGACACAUCUUGCAGACUUGUAGUUAUAAGGUUUGGAGACAAAGAAGAUCCGCUGUGCACCCAUACAGAUGCACUUCUAGAGAAGAUAUGUCCUCUCCUUUCUAAUUACGUUGAUAUAUAUGUUUGUGAAAGAAACUCAGUAAAGGAACUUGAAGAAGUGAUGAGGUUAGACUCGCCUUUGAAUAUCAUGUGUUUCUUUAACAGGAGACAUAUAAAAAUAGAUUGUUCAAGUGGAGACAACGACAAAAUAAAUUUCCUAGUGGAGAAUGAAGAAAUGCUUGUAGAAAUAUUUACACUGGCAUACAAGGCAGGUGUAAGAGGAAAAGGAAUUAUAAAAUCUCCGUUUAAGGUCCAAGAGCUGCAAGGAGAAUUAUAA